Lodderomyces theae is the source of this 309-nucleotide messenger RNA. RefSeq lists its product as uncharacterized. Bases 1 to 309 code for a protein of 102 amino acids. The transcript has a single exon. The record is from RefSeq and is a predicted model, not a curated record. NCBI's taxonomy places the organism in Eukaryota, Fungi, Ascomycota, Pichiomycetes, Serinales, Debaryomycetaceae.
AUGAUAGACUUGUUGAAAAUACGCCGUGAUUUAGAUUCGUUACAACAUUCAUACACGAUGAAAUUUGCGUUGUUGGGCGAGAUCAUCACCAAGUUGACACGGGGUGAUUUGUUUGAUUUGGAUAAGGAAUUGAAGUUGGCGAAUGCCUUCACAGGUGAGACUAAAUACGGCUCGGUUGAUGAUGUUGAGUUGGAUGUUGAGUUGGAGGAGUUUUUAAAGUUGGCUGAAGUAGAUGGCGGUAAGACAAAUGAUGAGGAAAGUAAUAGUCCUGCUGCCAGUGCUGUUGGUGGCGGUGCUGGGUACUUAUAG